AUGCUUGCUCUCUCCCUCCGCCAUGUCGCUCGACACAAUCUGCCCUGUCAGCGCGCACUGUUCCAGGCUCGGUGGCUGAGCACCAAGGAAGCUCUACGCGUGAAGAAGUCCAUAGAGAAUGAUCUAGCUAGGCUUGAGGAUGAGAACGCUAAGGUCUUGAAUGCUGUCAAGGCAGGACAUGAUGCUAGUGUCUCACUCGGUGAAGCGGAAGGCGAGAGUAGUCACAUAGACGUCGCCGCGCUCAAACAACGCAAAUCCCUCCAACCACUCGCCGAUGCCUGGACCGAGUGGCACCGUCAUCGCGACCAACUUACGGACGCCCUCGCCCUCCUUGAGACACCCGAUCUCUCUGACCUCGCCCACGCCGAAGCCAUUGAAGCCUUCUCGUCACUCGCAUCUACCGCACCCAAGCUCCCGGCCCUCCUAAUCCCGCCUUCGCCUACGGCGCACAUGUCCGCGUUGGUCGAGCUCAAGAGUGCGGUAGGCGGAGCAGAGAGUAGUCUGUUCCUGCAAGAGCUAUUGGGCGUGUAUACUCGGUUCGCGCAUGCAAGAGGCUUCGAGCCCACAGUCGUUGGCGCACAUGAUCUGGAUGCGGGUGGAGUUAAGAACGCUAUCCUGGAGGUUGGCGGAGAAGGGGCGUAUGACGCGCUAAGAUGGGAGAGUGGCGUGCAUCGCGUACAACGGGUCCCGGCGACUGAGAGCGCCGGUCGCGUACAUACCAGUACUGUCGCUGUCGUGGUUCUUCCUUUGGCCGAAGAAUCCAGUGGCGACUCCGAAGAGGCGUUAUACAAGAUGGAAGACAUCCGUCUCGAAGUCAUGCGCGCUCGCGGUGCAGGCGGACAGCACGUCAACAAGACGGAGUCGGCUGUACGCCUGACGCACAUACCGACGGGUAUCACCGUGUCCAUGCAGGAUGAGCGCAGUCAACAUCAGAACCGACGCCGAGCAUUCCAAGUUCUAAGUGCACGCCUCAUGGACAUUCGCCUCGUCCAACAACAAGCCGCCCACCGCGCCCAACGACGCGGUCUAGUCAAAACGGCCGACCGGAGCGAAAAGAUCCGGACGUACAACGAGCCACAGGACCGUGUAACGGACCAUCGGCUCGGGAAGGUACACUUCUCUUGGGAAGACGUCGUCCGCGGAAACGGAUUGCAGGCUAUUGUUGAGGAUCUGGCCGUGCGUGCUGGCACGGAAGAGCUCGAGGCUACUCUUGAGAAGCUUGAGGCGGACGCCGCUGCGCCUGGUCCGAAAGUGUAG
Messenger RNA from Peniophora sp. CBMAI 1063, 1257 nucleotides. The record is from the annotation of a GenBank genome assembly. NCBI's taxonomy places the organism in Eukaryota, Fungi, Basidiomycota, Agaricomycetes, Russulales, Peniophoraceae.